CGGAGCUCUCCUGCCCCAAGCCUCCCCCACCCCACGCCUCCCCCGCAGCUUCCCUCUCCUUGUUCCCCUCCUCUUUCCCCAUGGUGAUCCACGGCGAGGAGAAGGCUCAAUUUUUCUUCGAUCUACUCGGCGGCGGCCAUUUCCAGGUCCUCCUCCUCGGUGCUGCGGCGGCGGGGCCGAGCAGCAGAAGUGGACGCGCGAGUAUGCGGCAAAGGAGGUCACCUUCGGCGUUGGCGCGCACGCCGGCAUGCUGCGGUGCGUUAACGAACUCGCGAACGCCGUCAAGGUCACCAUGUGCGGUGCGAAUGGAGGGGCCGCGGCGGCGGCGCCGUGGUGGAGGCUUCCCGUGGAAGUGCUGCUACUGUGGGCGACGCGCGCAGCGAGGAGCGCGUGGUCGGUGCCCGUCGCCAUCGCGCUGCUCGGGAUCGCCGUGCGGGGCCGCCGGAUGCGGAGGCAGAGCAAGGCCGUGGCGCGCUUGCGGCUUGUCCUUGACGAUAAGGUCUAGGUUAUUCAGGCCAAUGACAGGUAUUCCUUCAGGAGCUGCUAGCUAACAAAAUUGUCCAUUGUAGUUCAGUGAUUGCACAAAAUGUGUCCAAAAUCUAGCCUAAUUUAUUUACUGUCAGUAUCCUAUGUUGUAAUUCAGAUGUUUACAAAUUCAGUGCCACACUGAAAUUUUGAUCUACCUUAACCAAGUUCAGUAAAUCUUAACUCUUAAUGUCAGAUUGUUAAUUCUGAAACUGUGAUUUCUGGAGUACAUGUGGAGUAGUAGGAUCUGAAGAUUUUGUGUGUCUAGAUGUCGUUGCUGGAGUACAUUAUCUACCAAAAUCACCGCAAUCAAGAGUACACAAAGUCUAGAUAUGCACCAUGUUCCUGUUAAUUCUGAAACACACCCUGUUAGUUGCUACUCCAUCUAACAGUGUUGCCACCAUGUUCUUGUCCUGUUAAUCAAGAGUGCUACUCCAUCUAACUGUCAUGAGGGAUUAUAUAUGGUGAAUUUGCAAUGCAAUGCCAGUACUACACCUGACGAUUUGCAACGCCAGUGUGAAUUUGCCAGCAACAAAAUUCCUGUUGUUAAAUUGUGAGAAAAUUAGAGUUUCUUAGAUAAAUUGUGAGAAAAUUAGAGUUUCUCAGAUAUGCCAGCAACAAAAUUCCUGUUGUUAAAUUUACUGAAAAUUCAGUUAAUUUGGCUUUACUGUAAACUUUACCGAAACUAAAUUCAGUUAACUCCUUACAAUAAUUUGGAAUUUGACCACAAGGAGCUGUCAACAAGAAUGUUCCAAUGAACUAUUUUUUGGAUGACCCAUAAGACUAACUGAAGAAAACCGUAUGUAUAAAGACUGCAACUUUUUGAUUGAAAAUGUUAUUCUCCUGGUCAAGACUACAACAUUUGAUUGAUUGUUUUGAAAAAAAAUACUGCUGUCUUCAGGAAUCUGGUGGAACAUUGGUCUGUUUCCAAAAUAAAUUGAUUGAUUGUGCACUGAAAAUAUUUGGAAAUAUACUCCAGACUUGAGGAAUUGGUGGAAUCAUAUUGAUUCUUUCCAAAAUAAAAUUGAUUGAUUGUGCACUGAAAUUAUUUGGAAAUAUACUCCAAUCUCGAGGAACCUGGUGGAAUCAUAUUGAUUGUUUGUUUCCAAAAAUGGAUUGUUAAUUUGCUUCCAAAAAAUGAUUGAUUGUUUGUUUCCAAACAUCUUCAUGCGUCCAGGAAUGCCUACGAGAGGCGGGGCCGGUGAUUGGAUUCGUAGCAGCAGCAGCAGCAGAGGCGGGGGCGAGGAAAGAGCGUUCCACCAGCCAAGCUUGGCUACCAGCUCGGUGACCGUCGGGUGGGCGAUUCCGUCACUUAGGUGGCCGGCAGUGGCGGUGGGCGGCGGAAUCACGCAGGUAGGUGGCGGCGGAAUCGCGCAGGUGGUCGGCGGUUGGUCCUGGCGACGCGCGGGGGAAUCGGGGACCAGCUCGCCUCCGGUGGGCGGCGGAAUCAAUGGGCAGCUGUUCUCGGGUGGGCGGCGCGGGUGUUCGUGGGUGUCUGCGAGCGCCGGAAUCACCAGCACGGCGGCGGAAUCCGACCGCGCCGGCCCCUGGCGACGGGCGGAGGACGGGCGGAGGGAGGAGAAGGAGACUGGUACCUACUUCAGACAGUUUUCAAAUUUCGAGGGUUGUUUUGCAAAAAGAACAUUACACUGCGCUCUGGACAACUUUUCCCGGACGGAGGGAGUAGAAAUCACUGCUGAUGUUCUCUUUCCGUUUUCUUACCCACAAGUUUCUUCGUAAAAUUGUUAUGUUUUGUGUGCGGUGUUUGCAUUUGAAAUAGUAACCGAACCUUGUGUCCUUUAAAUUUGGAAGGAAGCAAUUGUGGA
Triticum dicoccoides is the source of this 2351-nucleotide messenger RNA. RefSeq lists its product as uncharacterized. The transcript is spliced from 2 exons. The record is from RefSeq and is a predicted model, not a curated record. Lineage: Eukaryota; Viridiplantae; Streptophyta; Magnoliopsida; Poales; Poaceae. Bases 248 to 505 code for a protein of 85 amino acids.